Messenger RNA from Eleginops maclovinus (Patagonian blennie), 3883 nucleotides. RefSeq names its product adenosylmethionine decarboxylase 1 (gene amd1). Gene Ontology annotation, molecular function: adenosylmethionine decarboxylase activity. The transcript is spliced from 9 exons. Bases 211 to 1221 code for a protein of 336 amino acids. Gene Ontology annotation, biological process: spermine biosynthetic process; spermidine biosynthetic process. Gene Ontology annotation, cellular component: cytosol. Lineage: Eukaryota; Metazoa; Chordata; Actinopteri; Perciformes; Eleginopidae. The record is from RefSeq and is a predicted model, not a curated record.
UCAGUGCUUUACACAGUAUGGCCGGCGAUAUUAGCUAGCACUCGCUAACGGUAUUCUCUGAAAAAGGGAAGACGGUAACUCAAGAAAAUCAACACCUGGAUUGUUUAAAGGACUGUACCUCAAUAAAUUAUAACGGAUCGAGGAAGGAUUAAUCAAGUUGUAAACGUUACAACCAAAGUUUGAUUUUUUUUGUUGGGUGUCGGUUGUCUCAUGAUGGAGGAUAACGGUGCACAUUUCUUCGAGGGGACUGAGAAGCUGUUGGAAGUGUGGUUCUCUCGGCAGGACGAGAGCAAAGGAACCGGGGACCUCCGUACCAUCCCAAGGUUUGAGUGGGACAAACUUUUGGAGAAUGUGCAUUGUUUGAUCAUAAGUGUGACAAAGUCUGACAAGCAGGAAGCUUAUAUACUCAGUGAGAGUAGCAUGUUUGUCUCCAAGAGACGUUUCAUUUUGAAAACGUGCGGAACCACCCUCUUACUGCAAGCACUGGUGCCUCUGCUGGAACUCGCCAGGGAGUACUGCGGGUUUGAUGCCAUCGAGAACUUCUUCUACUCCCGCAAGAACUUUAUGAAGCCAACCCAUCAAGAGUUCCCUCAUCGAAACUUCCAGGAGGAAGUGGACUUUCUUAGCCAGAUUUUCCCAAAUGGUGCAGCCUACUGUAUGGGACGUUUGAACUCUGACUGCUGGUACCUGUUUACCCUGGACUUACCAGAGUACUGGGAGAACAAGCUUGCGGAUCAGACGCUGGAAGUUCUGAUGAGUAACCUCGAUCCAGCCAUUAUGGACCAGUUCUAUAUGAAAGAUGGUGUUUCUGCAAGUGAUGUCACUCGUAUGAGUGGAAUUCGUGACCUGAUACCAGGUUCUGUGAUUGACGCCACAAUGUUCAACCCUUGUGGAUACUCAAUGAAUGGAAUGAAGACUGACGGAACAUACUGGACCAUCCACAUCACCCCGGAGCCAGAGUUCUCCUACGUCAGUUUCGAAACCAAUCUCUCCCAGACAUCGUACGAUGAUCUGAUCAGUAAGGUGGUGGAGGUGUUCAAGCCAGGGAAAUUCGUGACCACGCUUUUUGUCAAUCAGAGCUCCAAAUGUCGCAGUGUCUUUUCUCCGGCCCAGAAAGUGGAGGGCUACAAGCGCCUUGACCGCCAGCUGGCUCAAUUCAACGAUUACAAUUUUGUCUUCACCAGCUACGCCAAGAGCCGCGGGCAGAGUCAGCAGAGCUGAGGGUUGAGGAUGAAGAAGCGUAAAAAAAAAGGCGGCUGCGUGGGGAGUCCCCCCUGCGGCUGUCUCCAUCCCCCAGUAGAGAGCUUGUCCUGCUCCUUUCUCUUCUUCUCCCCCCCCUUCUGCUGCUGUCGUCGUUCAGGACCUCUGGGUGCUGACGCGGGCCCUACUUUACCUCCCAGUUUGAGUUGUUUGCAUCGUUGUACCUGUGACUUAGAUCUCUUGCAUGAAAGCUCUUUUCUCUGUUUCGAUAUUCUAGCUCACUCUUGCUGUGAUCUUGAAGUGCAUGUAGAGGAGUUAAACACGCUCGGUUUGGGGCUGUCCACCUGUGCCCAGUCCAACAGACCCUUCCUGCAGGUCUCCCCUCUCAUCCCCCACAGACAAGGCUUCCGCCCGCACUAGGCUGGAGCCCUGACAUGCUCAGACCCGUCUGCCUCUAAGCACCACCCCCGCUUGUCCCUCUCUAACAUGACCAUAGCUCUCCACCUCACCUAUAGGUAUUUUUGAACUUUGAGUGCACUUUAAAAAGCUCUUUGCUUGUGGUACGAAAAAGAAGGCCAACCUUUAGUCUGCUGAAUGUAUACGUCAUGGUGAGCUGUUGGCCAUUUAGUGGUCGUCCCAUAGUCGGGACAUAUUAGAGUUAUUUGAAAACUAAUGCCAUAUUUACUGUUUUAAUGUUGAAAUAUACGUCCAAAUGUUUGCAAUUGGUCAAGGAACUUCACUGAAGACUUCUUGCCUUGCUGGGAUUUGAAGCAUUCAGUAAUUGGUGCUUCUCCACGCUGACAGUCAUGCAGUCCGUGUUUCCCAAGGCCGACUGGAAACUGUAUUAAUAAUUUAGACAUCACAUGCACGCUCUGUUUCAUCCGGGCUUCUUUAUUUACAGAAUUCUGUAUCUAGAGGUACCCUCUGGGUCUUGAACCCCCCCCACCCCCACACACACACACACACACACACACACACACACACACACACCAGCCAUAUUCAGCACAUUCACAUGACAUGUUAAAACUGAAUGUAGCACAGCCGGGGAUAGACACGUUUGUCCCUCGUCUUUUGAAUGUACACAGCCAGAGAAAAGCCCAGACCGGGUUUUUAGCAAGAGUACACACACGCGCACACACACACGCACACACACACACACACACACACACUCACAACUCAUAAUGCCCUGUGCUGCAGGUCUCCCCUGCCAGAGACGGCCGGUCAGCUGGCCUCGGAGCCCUGACAAGCGGCUCCUGGAUGCACCCGCUCUCAAAGGGAAAUAAUGAAUCAGACACUUUUUGCUUAGUUGCCCAGCAAAGCAUUUUUCUUUUUCCCACAUAACAUCCAUCCUCUCUCUGUCUCUUUCCGCCCCAUACAGAAAUCUGUAAGCGCACAAUAGAGGCCCACCAGUCUGAGCAUGCCAGGGUGAUCCCGGAUCAUUCCACAUGUAACCGCUGCAUAAACUGCCGUUUUAUUACAUUUAUUGUGCCCAGACAUUUUUUGCAGUGAAUUGGUCGAAAACAUGUCUCCCCAGCAGUUUUUUUUUUUUUUGUCUGGAUCAAUGCCCUUUGUUUGUUGAGGGGAAAAUCCUGUGAAACUAUGGUGCAUGUGACCAUAGUGGCGUGUUGCUUGACAGUGUAGCACAGCGCCGUCUCUUGUAGGUCUGUGGGCUUCACCUUUUUUUCUUUUUUUUACCAGCUGAUAGCAUUUCCUCGUGUGUUAGGGAUAGGUGGGGUCAGGUUAACUUGUAUUAUUCCUAUUGUUCUUAUGCUAUGUGCUGAAUGCAGGUUAGGUUUCUGAGUUAUGACGGUCUUCUCCGCCUGCCGUUCUUUUCAGUGGUGUUCACGAUGCUUCUCCUGCCAGAGAAUCAGUUUGAAUUUGAGCUGGACAAGACAUGCCCAGAUCCUAACCUGCCUUUAGCCGGCGGUUCAAUCAAUGUGUUCUUUGGGGGUUUGUCUGGUGACGCAUCAGCAGAUAACAGCAGUGCAGUCAUCUCACAGAUCCUCUGAACUGGUUGGAACGGUUAAUGUAAGAACAAGCAGGGAGUUGUCUCUUGGAAUGGUUUCCUUCUGAGUUGUCCAUCAUGGCUUUUUGAAUUGGUUUAAUUGUUUUCCUGAGGACCAAUCUCUGCUGUCUAAUGACUGAGGUGAUCUGCUAUGAUGUUCCAGGUCCUUUUUAUGAAGUCACAUAUUUAGGGAUUUAAACUGUUCAUGAGUACUGAAGCAGUUUGAUGCUAACUGUUCUUGGAUUAGCUACAUUUUAGCCUUGUUGGUGUGAAUCAGUAUGCUAUUGUUUUAUUUUUUUAUACAGUGAACUCAAAAUGCAUUUUUGCAGUUGAAUGGUUAUAGAAUUUUAUACAAAAAAUAUUUUGUAUUUUUGAUGCGGACCAAUCUUCUUUUUUUUUCUCUUCCCCUUUUGUCCAAAUGUUUGUUUUGUCUUGAAAGCAGUUAGUUCUGAAGUUAUUGAGGAUUAAACCAUGAUUUGUAAUUUCCACCUUCCUUUCCUCUGAGGGGAGGGGAGGGGGAGGGGGAGGGGGUCAGAGAGGGUGCAGUUGCAGGAUGUACUGAAGGAGAAAUUUGGCUGUUCUAAUUCUUUCUUUUGCUUUUCUUUGGAUGGUCAAGAUGUGCUAAAUAUAUCUGUGCUAUGAGCUUGAUGCUUCAAUAAAAAGAAACCUAUCUGUGCA